AUGCGACAAGACCUCGAGGGCUCAAGAAUGGUGCUGGACUUAUCUCUUGACUACCUGGCUUUCAUCACCACAGCUACCGAUGAGCUCUUGAAGAAGACCGACAUCGAAGAGAUCCAAGUCAAUCACAUUGUCAUGCAUUACGGCCAUGUCCAGGAAGAAAAAAGCAGUUGUGCCACGCACAACGACUCCACGACCAGAUUCCUUGGAGCCGUCCUUGGGCGACUCGCGCCGCAGUCUAAGGCAUGCCCCAUUGCACGAAAAUACGAUGUCAUCAUCGUCUCAAUCACCAGCUCUAACGUUUCCGUUAUCCACAAAAAGAUCACGUGCGACAAGGUCGCUGUAGCGAAGGAAAACCGAAAGAACCUCGAUGUCAGCUCACGGGUGGGCGUAGAUCGCAUACUCGCCAAUGUGCCCGCCGAGGCCACAGCCAGCGAUGUCGAAAGGAUACUUUGGGAAGGUGCAAAUCCAAUGGUAGCCCAUGCCGAAUUUGGAUAUUUCUUCAUCCGCGCUGCAUACGAGAUGUCGCCAGACAUUCUCAGAGUGUUGCUUGACUUUGGCGCGGACAUCACGAAAACUAUGCCUUUGCCGAACAUCUACCACUCCGUUAUGCACGCAGCAACUCUGGGAGCACAACUACCGACUCUGGAGUACCUUUUGUCUCUGGGCCAUUCGAUUGACAUGCUGAACGCUGUGGGCGAGACACCGUUGGUUUUGGCGACGAAGACGCCCGGGUGCUUCGAGGUGGCGAAGUAUCUGCUGGAUCAGGGCGCGGAUGUCAAUCAUGAAACGGAAGAUGGCGAGACGCCGCUGUAUCUUGCGCUCACGGGGAAAGCCGUCGAGGGGAGGGAGAGGAGUCGCAUGAUUGAGAUGCUGCAGCAGUAUGGGGCGGAGGGAAAUGUACAUAUGGGAGAUGGUGGAAGAGGAGAAAGGGACAAGAAAGGGAGGAUGGUGCUAGGUAUCACUUGA
This is a messenger RNA of Parastagonospora nodorum SN15, 966 nucleotides long. RefSeq lists its product as hypothetical. Bases 1 to 966 code for a protein of 321 amino acids. Lineage: Eukaryota; Fungi; Ascomycota; Dothideomycetes; Pleosporales; Phaeosphaeriaceae. Gene Ontology annotation, molecular function: protein binding. Gene Ontology annotation, cellular component: nucleus; cytoplasm. The transcript is spliced from 4 exons. The record is from RefSeq and is a predicted model, not a curated record.